AUGGAUCCUCUUUCAGUCCCCGCGAGUUUGAUUGCUGUUAUCGGCGCGGCCGGUGCAGCUGUCAAGAAGAUCGAUCGACUCAGACAUGCAGAUGAAGAAAUCAAAGCUAUUCGAGGUGAUCUGGCCGACUUCGAGAAGAUAACUGCCGCCGGCAGAGACAUCCUCGACACCACUCGUGUGCAGAUACCAAAAAACCUGCGUAGGAGCUUUUCUGAGGUGCUCAACCGAGCUCAGAAACUGUUGGUUGAUCUUGACAAUGUUGUUAACCGGAGCCUUCUCAGGCGGAAACCCGAUAGCCAAGCGAGAGCAUCGAAGGUUGGUCCGACGAUGAAAAGUCCCCAGAUUGCGGGACUACGUGAGCAAUUGAAAAAUGUGAAAUCUAGCCUUGGAAGCCUUCCGAAUGCUGCCGCUCUGACUCAACAGUUGCUGCGGGCAGCUUGUGAUCCGACUCCUCGAUGGACUAGUCCUUGCCCUCGGUGCGACUUCGUCCGCAAAAGAAAGAUCAGUAGGGCUUGCUUGGCCUGCUUGCGGUUGGGCUUGAGGGCCACUCUGUCCAUAUCGCUGUCUGCGCGAGUCAAUUUCGCUGACAUCAAGCUCACGGCAUCCGGUACGACACCAGAACAUUCCUGCUGGCAGACUCUUCUUGUACAAAUUGUUUGCCCAGAACUUUUCUCCAGGGAUUUGACGGAUACUUAUCAGUGGCUGGAUGAUAGCAUCCUUUGCUGGGAAGAUGAAGAGAUCGCAAUACACAUCUUUGGCCGCUCAAACGACUAUGACACUGCCGACGAUCCUGCUCCCGCUCUUGACUGCAGGAUCCGUCGAUUUGCGCCGGCCGAGAAAUUUAACGGUGUGGUCAAAACGUGA
Molecule: messenger RNA, 864 nt
Organism: Cladophialophora bantiana CBS 173.52
Lineage: Eukaryota; Fungi; Ascomycota; Eurotiomycetes; Chaetothyriales; Herpotrichiellaceae
Exons: 3
Coding region: 1-864 (287 amino acids)
Source: RefSeq, a predicted model, not a curated record